Nerophis lumbriciformis (worm pipefish) is the source of this 641-nucleotide messenger RNA. It is a transcript of the gene lsm10, whose product is annotated as LSM10, U7 small nuclear RNA associated. Gene Ontology annotation, molecular function: U7 snRNA binding; histone pre-mRNA DCP binding. Lineage: Eukaryota; Metazoa; Chordata; Actinopteri; Syngnathiformes; Syngnathidae. The record is from RefSeq and is a predicted model, not a curated record. Gene Ontology annotation, biological process: mRNA 3'-end processing by stem-loop binding and cleavage. Gene Ontology annotation, cellular component: nuclear body; cytoplasmic U snRNP body.
AAUUCUGUGACGCAAUCAUUUAACAUCACGUGGUGUUUCACCAACCCGGAAACACCCGCGAGUGUUUGACCAUAGUAAUCCCGCCAAGGCUUUUUCACCUUAAUUUGGCAUGGAUUGCACAUUUAACUCAUUCAGGUGUUGCUGAGGCCAUGGAGUCGGAGAGGACCGAGGGCUCUCUGUCCGCCCAAGCGGACGCCUUCAACUCCAUCCGGGAGCGCACCAUCGCAGAGAACAGCAUGGUGGUGCUGCUGCAGGGCCUGCGGGGGCAGGUGACCACGGUGGACCUGAAGAACGAGAGCACAGCGCGGGGCCGGGUGGUUAACGUGGACGCCUUCAUGAACGUACGCCUGGAGGAGGUGCUUUACCGUGACCGGAAGGGGACCCCCACUCGGCUGCAGGACCUCUUCAUCACCGGGAGAAAUAUCCGCUACGUUCACAUCCCAGACCACGUGGACAUAAUGAAGACAAUACAGGGUCAACUGGCAAAGAUCCACCGUGUGCGCAACUUUGGAAAAGAGGGCGGAGGAAGGAAGGAGUUUGCCAAGAAGAAAAAUUAACAGAAACCAAGCUUUUUUUUUUUUUUAUUCAUGGCUUCCACUUAAAUAUUUUAAGUUUGAAAAUAAAGCUUAAUUGACAUUGAA